CUGAUUGGCCGAAGCGCGGCGUUGCCAGCAGCGGACCAAUCAGCGUGGGCCACGGUGAGAUUUUUCGAUCUACUUUUGAGGGAGACGCAGGUUAGUGUGCGUGUUUCUGACGGGAGCCGAGCAGAGAGCAGCUAAAAACCAUGAGACCGCUUGUACUCGGACUGCUGGGCUGCUCCCUGGUCCUGUCCGUCCAAGCCUUUUACUCAGCCAGCGACGAUGUUGUUGAGCUCAACCCCUCCAACUUCAACAGGGAGGUGAUCCAGAGUGACAGCCUGUGGCUCAUUGAGUUUUACGCUCCCUGGUGUGGCCACUGUCAAAACCUGACCCCUGAUUGGAAGAAGGCCGCCACUGCCCUCAAGGGUAUUGUCAAGAUCGGUGCCGUAGAUGCAGACCAGCACAAGUCACUGGGCGGUCAGUAUGGCGUCAGAGGUUUCCCCACCAUCAAGAUCUUUGGAGCCAAUAAGAACAAGCCAGAGGAGUACCAAGGUGGACGCAGUAGCCAGGCCAUCGUGGACGGAGCCAUGAACGCUUUGCGCUCCCUGGUGAAAGAGAGGCUCAGCGGCAAGUCUGGAGGCUCUGGCUACAGCAAACAGCAGCAGAGUGGCGGUGGCAGCAAGAACGAUGUGGUCGAGCUCACGGACGACAACUUUAACAAGAUGGUGCUGGAGAGCGAUGAUGUGUGGCUGGUGGAGUUCUUUGCCCCCUGGUGUGGACACUGCAAAAACCUGGAGCCUGAGUGGGCAGCUGCAGCCUCAGCUGUUAAGGAGCAGACCAAGGGCAAAGUUCGCCUCGGAGCUGUGGAUGCGACUGUGCACCAGGUUGUGUCCGGCCGCUACGGGAUCCGAGGGUUUCCCACCAUCAAGAUCUUCCGCAAAGGCGAGGAGCCUGAAGAUUACCAAGGAGGCCGCUCCCGUGGAGACAUCAUUGAGCGGGCCUUGGAUCUGUAUUCUGACAACGCUGCUCCUCCCGAGCUGGUGGAGAUCCUCGGUGAAGACAUCAUGAAGAAGACCUGUGAGGACAGUCAGCUGUGUAUCAUUGCAGUCCUGCCACACAUCCUGGACACAGGUGCUUCAGGUAGAAACGAAUACCUGGACGUGAUGAUGAAGAAUGCGGAGAAGUAUAAGAAGAAGAUGUGGGGCUGGCUGUGGACUGAAGCUGGAGCGCAGAUGGAGCUGGAGGCCUCUCUGGGUAUUGGUGGUUUUGGUUACCCCGCUAUGGCGGCCAUCAACACACGCAAGAUGAAGUUUGCCCUGCUCAGGGGCUCCUUCAGUGAGAAGGGAAUCAACGAGUUCCUCAGGGAGCUCUCUGUGGGCCGCGGCUCAACCUCCACAUUUGGAGGAGGUUCCAUGCCCAAGAUACACACUGUUGAGCCCUGGGACGGCAAAGAUGGAGAGCUUCCAGAGGAGGAGGACUACGAUCUCAGUGAUGUAGACCUGGAUGACGACUUGGAGAAGGACGAGUUAUGAGCCCAAAUGGGGCGGGAUCUGAUCCAGACUGCCACGGUUUUAUCUGGUCAGGUCUGGUCCUGUGUGACCUGCCUCCCCUCUCCUGUGGAUGAAUGGGGAUGCCUGGUCGCCCAGUUACUGAAAUACUCCAGAAAAGACACAUGAGAGACACCUGCAGUUUCUCACAUCAUCUUUGUCAGUCACACGGGGGAAGAAGGGGGGGGCGGGAGGGGGGAGGUGUGUCUGUGUCGUGUCCCUGGAGUGAACUCUGCCUCACAUACCUGCUGAACGUUAGAAGUUGCAUAUUUAUACAACCUCCGCCAGCUGAGUGGCAGGGGGGUGAAUAUGAAUGUGUCUGAGUUGUUCAUUCACGUCUUUAUCAAACAUCAUUUCCCUCCUUCCUCUUCAGCUCCCCUCAAGCACCUAUUUUAAGAUGUGGACUUGUCAAAGUAACACUUCAAUGUUCAACCAGAUGUGACUUUAUUGUUUUUUUUUGUUUUUUUUUUUUGUCUCUUUUUAAUCCAGUAAGUGUGAAUCUCGUUGAGUUUGCAUCAUGUCUGUCCAGGACAAGGGGAUACUGUGGGACUUCUUGUGUAGAUUUUUCUUACACGACUUUAUUUCAAUUGUGUGAAAACAAAAUGAUGUUUUUGUUACAAAAAUAAAAAGGAAUAAAAACAA
This is a messenger RNA of Acanthopagrus latus (yellowfin seabream), 2123 nucleotides long. RefSeq names its product protein disulfide isomerase family A, member 6 (gene pdia6). Gene Ontology annotation, molecular function: protein disulfide isomerase activity; protein-disulfide reductase activity. Gene Ontology annotation, biological process: response to endoplasmic reticulum stress. The transcript has 13 exons. The record is from RefSeq and is a predicted model, not a curated record. Gene Ontology annotation, cellular component: endoplasmic reticulum lumen. The coding region runs from base 141 to 1466 and encodes 441 amino acids. NCBI's taxonomy places the organism in Eukaryota, Metazoa, Chordata, Actinopteri, Spariformes, Sparidae.